Molecule: messenger RNA, 2067 nt
Organism: Fusarium vanettenii 77-13-4
Lineage: Eukaryota; Fungi; Ascomycota; Sordariomycetes; Hypocreales; Nectriaceae
Exons: 5
Coding region: 157-1710 (517 amino acids)
Molecular function (GO): oxidoreductase activity
Source: RefSeq, a predicted model, not a curated record
GGGACUCUGAUCCUCUCGCUGUUCCUCCGUUGUCCUGUAAAGCUUCAUCCUUCUUCCCAGUCGCUCGGUUCCUUGUCGGCGUCUGCGCAUCUGUGUCUGCUUUUCAGCCUCGUCUUCAAAGUUUCUACUCCAAGAACUUUUUCAAAAUCCCCCACCAUGGCCGACGUUAACGUUGAUGUCCUCGUCAUUGGCAUGGGACCUACUGGUCUCGGUGCCGCCAAGCGUCUCAACCACAUCAACGGCCCUUCAUGGCUGAUUGUCGACUCCUCCAACAAGGCUGGUGGUCUUGCCGGCACUGAUGUCACCCCCGAGGGUUUCCUCUACGAUGUCGGUGGCCAUGUCAUCUUCUCCCACUACAAGUACUUCGACGACUGCAUCGACGAGGCCCUCCCCAAGGAGGAUGACUGGUACACCCACCAGCGCAUCUCCUACGUUCGCUACAAGGGUCUCUGGGUCCCCUACCCCUUCCAGAACAACAUUUCCAUGCUCCCCAAGGAGGACCAGGUCAAGUGCAUUGACGGUAUCAUCGACUCUGCUCUUGAGUGCCGUGUUGCCAACACCAAGCCCAAGGACUUUGACGAGUGGAUUGUGCGCAUGAUGGGUGAGGGUAUUGCCAACAUCUUCAUGCGACCUUACAACUACAAGGUCUGGGCCGUUCCCACCACCAAGAUGCAAUGCCAGUGGCUCGGUGAGCGUGUCGCUGCUCCUGACGCCAAGCUCGUCACCAAGAACGUCAUCCUGGGCAAGGUCGCCGGUAACUGGGGUCCCAACGCUACCUUCCGAUUCCCUGCCCGCGACGGUACCGGUGGUAUCUGGACCGCCGUUGCUGAGACUAUCCCUAAGGAGAAGAAGCGCUUCGGCAAGAGCGGUGAGGUCACCAAGGUCGAUGCCAAGGGCAAGAUCGUCCACUUCGCCGACGGUAGCACCAUUGGCUACAACAAGCUCGUCAACACCAUGGCCGUUGACCACCUUGCCGAGAAGAUUGGCGAUGAGGAGCUCAUCAGCCUCACCAAGGGUCUCUACUACUCCACCACCCACGUCGUUGGUGUUGGUAUCCGAGGUGAGCGCCCUGAGCGCAUCGGUGACAAGUGCUGGCUGUACUUCCCCGAGGACAACUGCCCCUUCUACCGUGCCACCAUCUUCUCCAACUACUCCCCCUACAACCAGCCUCAGGCUGAUGCCAAGCUUCCCACUCUCUACCUCGCCAACGGCGAGCCUGCUGAGUCUGACGAGGCUAAGGAGGGUCCUUACUGGUCCAUCAUGCUGGAGGUUUCCCAGUCCACCAUGAAGCCCGUCGAUGUUGAGAACCUCCUCAAGGAGAGCAUCCAGGGUCUCAUCAACACUGAGAUGAUCAAGCCCGAGGACGAGAUCGUCUCUACCUACCACCGCGCUUUCGACCACGGUUACCCCACCCCCACCCUCGAGCGUGAGGGCGUCCUCAAGCAGCUUCUCCCCAAGCUCGAGAGCAUGGACAUCCUGUCUCGUGGCCGAUUCGGCAGCUGGCGAUACGAGGUCGGCAACCAGGACCACUCGUUCAUGCUCGGUGUUGAGGCUGUCGAUGCCAUCCACAGCGGUGCUGUCGAGUUGACCCUCAACUACCCCGACUUUGUCAACAGCCGCCAGAACACCGAGCGACGCCUCACUCAGAACUUUGUGUUCACCCCUCCCCAGGCCAACGGUACCAAGGAUCUGCCCAGCCACAGCCGCUAAGGUCUCGGGCUCUGUAAAUGGCGACCGUUUUUGUUCCGGGGGAUGGAAGCAACUACGUGAGCAAUCCAACAUUGAACGCGUUUUGUGAUUUUUUGAAGACAUGUGCAUAAGGAGACCAUACCAUCCAAGUGGGAAGCGACCUAGCAUCUCAAGGCAUGAUGAAUGAGGAUUUAGGAUUGAUGAUGGGAGAAAAGACGGCUGCUGGUGAGGGUUUCCCAGCUGGCAUGGAAUGAAUACAGGGUUGCCGCAGGAGGGUGCGGACGGAGGUUCAUGAUAGAGGAUAGAACAUGAUCCUUUCUCUUAGGAUUAGACGAAUGAACGGAUUGUCCUAUAAACAUACAUAAUAUUAUACAUUUU